Molecule: messenger RNA, 3217 nt
Organism: Vicugna pacos (alpaca)
Lineage: Eukaryota; Metazoa; Chordata; Mammalia; Artiodactyla; Camelidae
Gene: SOWAHB
Product: sosondowah ankyrin repeat domain family member B
Molecular function (GO): protein binding
Source: RefSeq, a predicted model, not a curated record
CUCCCCGACCCCGCCAUCACAGCCACCGCCACCGUCAGCGCCGAGGAGAAGCCGGCACCGGCUCCGCCUGCUCGGGAAGACCGUGGGGCUCCCAGGCCGCAUCGAGAAAGUGUGCCCGAGGAGCCCCGGCCCGAGCCCGCCGCGCCCCUCUCGUCUCCUGCAACCGUCGAGGCUGCUGGGAGCCGGGCUUCCUCGCUUGCUCUGCAGUCUGGUCCCGCUUCCCCCAGAGACCCGCCGGAGCUGGUGACCCCGGGCUCUCUGCGUUAUUCGACCCUGCAGCAGCAGCAGCAGCGCACUCGGGAGUGGGUGGCCAGACACCCCCAGACACCGGAGGCCCGGGACCAGGGCCCCAUCCGAGCCUGGUCGGUGCUGCCAGACAACUUCCCCCAGCUACCCUCAGAGCCAGGCUGGUGGGUGCUGGAACCUAACUCAGCACCAUCUGACCCUCCUCUUUCCUCUCAUUCUCGCUUUCCCGCUGUUCCGGAAUCCUGGCCUGGGAAUUCGCCACUGGCAGUCUUUCGUAGCAUUCGUUGUCAGCUGUCCCUACAGGAUCUGGAUGACUUUGUGGACCAGGAGAGCCACGGCAGUGAGGAGAGCAGCAGUGGACCCAAAGAGUCCCCUGGGGGCUCUGAAGAAGGGCUGCACGUUGCUCUUGGAGCCUCAGAUUGGAGAAGGCUCAGGAAUCCAGCUGGAGACCCUUUUCCAAAGGAGGGCAGUUCCAGCAGGGACCCUCAGGGCCUCAGAAACAGAGGGGAUGGUCACAGCUCUCAGCCCGUCCCAACAGGAGCUGGUGGCCUUGCAGGCCACCCCCAGCCUUUGCCCUGGCCAGCGCCCAAAUUAAGGAGAUCCCUGAGGAGGAGCUCUAGGGCAGGGAGGGCCGAAGCGUCCUCCUCAGAUGAGGAGUGCCUUGAGGAAGAUUUGCUGAAAAGGAACCGACGCCCACCCCGGUCCAGGAAACCCUCCAAGGCAGGAACAGUGUCCAACCCAUGGGUGGAUGCCGCUUUGACACCAAAACCUGCAGACAUUAAGGCUGCUUUUGACGAGCGUGGGUGUCCACAUAACCCAUGGGCCCCUGGAGGGGAGAGGCCUGCAGCCUUGGUCCCCCACAGAUCUUCUGAUCACAAGUCAUCCCUGGUUCCCCUAGAUGCCAGGGAGCAUGAAUGGAUUGUGAAGCUUGCCAGUGGCUCUUGGAUUCAGGUGUUGACUUUGUUCUGGGAGGAUCCCCAGCUGGCUUUGCACAAAGACUUUUUGACUGGGUACACUGCCUUGCACUGGAUAGCCAAACAUGGUGACCUGAGGGCCCUUCAGGACUUGGUGUCGGGUGCACAGAAGGCAGGGAUCGCUCUUGAUGUAAAUGUGAAGUCCAGUUGUGGGUAUACCCCACUCCACCUUGCAGCCAUUCAUGGCCACCAGGGCAUCAUCAAAUUGCUAGUGCAAAGGCUGGCGUCUCGUGUGAAUAUCCGGGACAGCAGUGGGAAGAAGCCGUGGCAGUAUCUGACCAGUAAUACCUCUGGGGAAAUAUGGCAGCUCCUGGAAGCCCCACGGGGCAAGCCCAUUUUCCCUGCCUAUCCUUUGGUUCGAAACUCUUCCCCCAUCAGGAAGGCCAGGAACAGGGAUGUAUCUAGACAUGUCACCCGAAAGACUUCCCUUGCUGCACUACUCAAAAGUCAGCACAACAAAUGGAAGUUGGCCAACCAGUAUGAGAAAUUCUCCUCUCCAAGGGAGAGAGAAGAGUACAGUGACUGAGUGGGCCCCUCUCUCCAAUAUGCUACCACCACCGCCCAUCCUUGAGCUAGUCAGUGAGAGCAUUCAGUGGGGAAUGGAAAACUUGGCAAGGAGUUGGUCAAGAGAGAGGUCAAGUGAGAUGGCCUACCUAGUGUUUACCUCCCUAGAUUGUGUCACACAUUCAGGACCUCAGCGGUCUUCCAAGCUUUCUGACGGCUCAAGUCCUUGGGCCAGUGAAACCUAAACAAGGAGCAGAGGCAGGUGCUUAAAACCCAGGUGUCCUUCCUCUUCCCUAGCCACCAGAGAACCGGGCACAGCAGGCCACGCUGUUCUCCCAAGCAGCGAUCCCAGGCCUUGGCUAGAGAGGGAACAGGUGUCUAACAAGAAGAGAGACAAUUCAAGGAAUUGAUGAACCUCAAACAAAAUCCUCUCUCUGGCUAGGAGCUCUCUGGCUCCCAUUCAUUUGGAGAAUAAAUCUUGGCUUAGAGUGAAAAGCACCAGGUUGGAAAUCAGAUGGCUUCUCUUCUUUUCCUUUUAUUUUGGCAUUCAUAUCUGAAAUAAAAUUGUUGCUGGAGAGUAGAGCUUGAUUUAAGAGAUUCCUCAGCCCUGUCCUCAGGUCUUUCUUUGAAUGCAACCUAUGGUGGCCAAUGCCAGAAAUGGUUAGUGCAUCGUUUCAGAGAAGCAUUUGGGUAAGAUCCAGUUAUGACUGACAUUCAGGCCCUACAUAAAAAAAAAAUCAACCUGAGGGGAACUUUCCAAAUGUAAAAACUGCGUGUCUCAUUUGCAGAAUGACUGAAACAUCUUUCAUGGAAACUCCCUGUGUAACAAAGAGCAGAAUUAGCAUUAGCAGUUUUCACUAAGUUUGAAUGGCCCACGUUCAUACUCUUGAAAAGAGAGAGAUGGUUUGUUCCGGGGGAAGCAGUAAGGGUUAAGAAGUGAAUGCCUCCCCACCAGGAAUCUUCUAAGCUGCUAAAUAUAAUUUUAUUUGCACUAAACUUGUUGCCAAUUAAGAUUAAAUACUAGCCUUGAAUUGCUGUAUCUCUAGCAGGAAGUUGGUCCUUCUAAUUGCUUAUGAUGGGACUGAUCUUUGUGAGUCCAUGGAAUGAGAGAAUGAAUGGCUAGUUUAUAAACUACAGUAGAACAUCAAGAUUUCAGAAUGUAAAUUCAAAGAGGGCUGAAAAAUUAAGUGUCCAAGUGGAAGUAGUUAAUUAUUUAUGGAAAUGUGCUGUGGCAAAGAUGCUGUAUUUUAAAACUAUUUUUGUGUUCCUUUUGGCUAUUUUCCCCCAUUAAAAUAUCAACAUAUCUUUGUAACUUACUGUACUUAUGCUGAUUACUGUUAACUUUCUUCUUUACAAAUUUGUGUCUCAGUGAGUGGCAAAUAUUUUUGUUUCUUUGGAGUUUUACGUAAUUUUGCUGUUGUAAAUAUAUCCCUGCUCUAUUAGAAAACAACAAAAAAUAGGCAUAAUAAAUCAAACUGUGGGUUGUUUUUCUC